AUGGGGUCCUGGACGACCAUCUGCCGAAUAUUCUUCGCUGUCCUAAAUAUGAUACUCGACGUCGCCUUCUUCUGGAAAGAAGUACGUUGUCCCCUGCAGUCCCGCCCUGCCGUGGAUGUGAAUGAAUGCUACAAGCUAGUAGCUAACGCAGAUCUCCAUCUUAAGCGAUUACUGUCCUGGUGGAGAUCCAAGUCUCCCCGGAAGCGACUGCAACAUGUCCUGAGGACAGCAUCCACCUUUGAGGAAUGGGAAGAGGCUGCUUUCGAGCUUGAUGAGCUCCUCAGCAUGGAUCUCUGGCGUCAGAAUCCUACAAGCCGGCAUUAUGACUACCGACUGAUACUGGGUCGGCUGGAGGCUCUUAUGAGCGCUCGCGAGGAUGAGGAUAUCCUGACCCUUGCGAACCUGCUUCGCUCCGGGUUACUCCGUAAUCUGGGCAACAUCACCUCACCUAAGAUGUUUCUGCAUGCCUACGCCGGCACCAAGCUUCUCAUAGAUGACUAUAUCACACAAGUCGCGCUUUCGAUUCAACAGGUCACCGCUCUACAGACGGCUCCGAUCCACGACAGCGGAUUCUCGUCGCAGGCAAAGCUUGAGCUUCUGCACGAUACUCGGCAGGCAUUUGGGAGAACGACCCUGCUAUUACAGGGCGGUUCCAUGUUCGGGCUCUGUCACCUCGGUGUGGUGAAGGCUCUCCAUUUGCGUGGCCUCCUGCCAAGGAUCAUCACCGGGACAGGGAUGGGGGCGCUCAUUGCAGCAUUGGUGGGUAUCCAUAGCGAAGAUGAGCUGCUCACCUUCCUGGACAGCGGUGCCAUCGAUCUGAGCGCCUUCGAUCGUAGGCGGCGGGUGAAGCGGCCAGAAGAAGAGAGUUGGUGGUUGCCCACUAAUCUCGGAGACAGUUGGCUGGGGACACUCUUGCGGCGAGUUAAUCGAUUCAUCCAGAAAGGCUACUUCCUUGAUGCGGAGGUGCUGGAAGAAUGCGUGCGCGCCAAUCUCGGUGAUCUCACUUUCGAAGAAGCAUAUGCCCGGUCCAAGCGCAUACUCAAUAUCACGGUUGCCACAUCAAAUAAAAACGCUACCCCGAAUUUGCUGAACUACUUGACUGCACCGAAUGUGUUGAUCUGGUCCGCCGCUGUAGCCUCCAACGCAUCCAACAACUCACUCUACCAGCCAGUCACAAUAUACUGCAAAGACGAAACAGGCUCGAUCGUACCUUGGCCGCAUUCUCGGGAUGCAACCUUCUAUCAAUCCUGGCGUCAAGGUCAAUACAAAGAGGAAGAAUCACCGCUAGCCCGGAUUGCCGAGCUAUUCAACGUCAACCAUUUCAUCGUGUCGCAGGCCCGACCAUACCUAAUCCCCUUCCUACGCUCAGACUCGAACCUACUGGACCGUCGCCCAACCGACCAAUGGAGCAUCACCCAAGCUCUAAUGCGUCUCUUCACGGCCGAGCUCCACCACCGCCUCGGACAACUAGACUACAUGGGCCUCCUUCCAGCCACUCUUGCACGGCUCCUCAUCGAGGAGACCAUCCCUGGCCCCCAUAUCACCCUCGUCCCCGACGUCUCCCUCCUGGACCUCCCCAAGCUCUUCCAGAACCCAAGCAAAGACCGUCUAGCUUACUGGUCUCUCAAAGGAGAGCGAGGCGUCUGGCCCGCCGUCAGCGCAUUAAAAGUCCGUUGCGUCAUCGAAAUCGAGAUCGACAAGGGCUACCAGGUCGUGCGUCGACGACAACCAUCCGAAAACGCCCCAUCAACGCCGCGUCGCAUGCCCAAUGAAGGACUCCCGCGUCGCCGUAGAGGCUAUAGCAUUGAUUAUGGUAGAGAUAUGCUGAAUUUCUCUGGAAGUCUGGACUGCCAGGAUGAUUCAAACUAUUAG
Aspergillus eucalypticola CBS 122712 is the source of this 1872-nucleotide messenger RNA. Its product is annotated as triacylglycerol lipase family protein. The coding region runs from base 1 to 1872 and encodes 623 amino acids. Gene Ontology annotation, molecular function: triacylglycerol lipase activity. Gene Ontology annotation, biological process: lipid metabolic process. Lineage: Eukaryota; Fungi; Ascomycota; Eurotiomycetes; Eurotiales; Aspergillaceae. The transcript has 4 exons. The record is from RefSeq and is a predicted model, not a curated record.